AUGGCUCAGACUCAGAUCCCCGUGUCCUCCCUCGAGAAGAUCGCCUCCGGCAAGGUGCGCGAUCUGUUCAAGCUCCCCGAUGCCGAUACCCUCCUCUUCGUCGCCAGUGACCGAGUCUCGGCCUUUGACGUCGUCAUGAAGAAUGGCAUCCCUGACAAGGGCAAGAUCCUGAACCUCAUCUCGGCACACUGGUUCAAGGUCUUGACGGAACGGAUCCCCGACCUGCGCACUCACUUCAUCACCCUCGACGUUCCCGCUGGCGUCACCCCCGAAGAGGCCAAGGCCAUCAAGGACCGCUCCAUGCAGGUGCGUCGCCUGCAGGUCGUGAAGCUGGAGAGUAUUGUGCGAGGCUACCUUACAGGAUCUGCCUUUAAGGAGUACAAGAAGAGCGGAACUGUGCAUGGUAUCUCUGUUGAGCCAGGCAUGGAGGAGGCCCAGAAGUUCAAGCAGCCUCUUUGGACGCCCAGCACCAAGGCCGAUGCCGGAGAGCAUGACGAGAACAUCCAUCCCGAUGAUGCCUGGAAGGAGGUUGGCGACCGCAAGACUGCUGACCGCGUCAAGGAGCUGUCGCUCAAGAUUUACGAAGAGGCAUCCAAGUACGCCGAGGAGCGAGGCAUCAUUCUCGCCGACACCAAGUUUGAAUUUGCCAAGGACGCCGAGGGAAACAUCUACCUCGUCGAUGAGGUUCUGACCCCUGAUUCAUCCCGAUUCUGGCCCGCCGCGGGCUACAUGCCUGGACGUGACCAGGACAGCUUCGACAAGCAGUUUAUCCGCAACUGGCUGAUCAAGGAGGGGCUGAAGGGCAAGGACGGCGUGUCGCUGCCUGAGGAGAUUGUCCAGGCUACCUCAGACCGAUACCGGGAGGCCUUCCUCAUGUUGACGGGCAAGAGGUUUGAGGACGCCAUUAGCCAGUGA
Fusarium keratoplasticum is the source of this 915-nucleotide messenger RNA. Its product is annotated as Phosphoribosylaminoimidazole-succinocarboxamide synthase. The record is from RefSeq and is a predicted model, not a curated record. Lineage: Eukaryota; Fungi; Ascomycota; Sordariomycetes; Hypocreales; Nectriaceae. The coding region runs from base 1 to 915 and encodes 304 amino acids. Gene Ontology annotation, molecular function: protein binding; phosphoribosylaminoimidazolesuccinocarboxamide synthase activity. Gene Ontology annotation, cellular component: cytoplasm. The transcript has 2 exons. Gene Ontology annotation, biological process: 'de novo' IMP biosynthetic process.